This is a messenger RNA of Prosopis cineraria, 2828 nucleotides long. RefSeq names its product receptor-like serine/threonine-protein kinase SD1-8. Gene Ontology annotation, molecular function: ATP binding; protein serine/threonine kinase activity. The transcript has 7 exons. Gene Ontology annotation, biological process: protein phosphorylation; recognition of pollen. The coding region runs from base 127 to 2673 and encodes 848 amino acids. NCBI's taxonomy places the organism in Eukaryota, Viridiplantae, Streptophyta, Magnoliopsida, Fabales, Fabaceae. The record is from RefSeq and is a predicted model, not a curated record.
AUCUACACUUCGCCGAAUAAAUAUAAAUUGUCUUGUUCAUGAAGAAAUAAUCAUUUACUUAAUCUUACUUUCACAAUUCACUCAGAUUUCUCUCUCUCUCUUUCUCUCUCUUUUUUCCAGAGAGACAUGGGAGGUUUUCCUAAUCUCCUCAGCUUCUUCCUCCUCCUCUUCUUCACCUCCCUCGUCUUUUUCUCCAAGGUCUCAAUCUCACAAGAUACCUUAACUGCGACUCAAUCUCUCGCAACAAACCAGACCCUCUUAUCACAGAAGCAAGUUUUCGAGCUGGGUUUCUUUACUUGGGGCGCUUCCAAAUGGUUUCUGGGAAUCCGGUACAAGAAUAUUGAGGGUCAAACUGUUGUCUGGGUGGCAAACAGAGACAACCCACUUGGGAAUUCCAAUGGAAUUCUCAAGAUCGGAGACAGAGGAAACCUUGUUCUUCUGGAUCAAACAGGAAAUUCCAUAUGGUCCACGAAUCAGACCACAUCUUCGCCUUCAAACCCAGUUCUCCAACUCUUAGAUUCCGGGAAUUUGGUUCUCAAGGAAGCAAACCAGAACGACCCCUCGAAGUAUCUAUGGCAGAGCUUCGAUUACCCCACAGAUACUCUGUUACCGGGCAUGAAACUCGGUUGGGACUUCGACACCGGAAUGGAGAGGCACAUAACGUCGUGGAGAGUCGCCGGAGCAGACCCGUCCACCGGAGACUACUCAUUCAAGGUCAAUUACCAUGGCCUCCCCCAGAUUUUCCUGCUAAACAAACAGAAAAUAGUGUACAGAAGUGGGCCCUGGAAUGGCGAGAGAUUCAGCGGAGUUCCCGAGAUGCAACCGGGUACAGAUUCCAUCAAGUUCAGCUUUUUCUCCGACGAACACCAAGUAUACUACACUUUCUCGAUCGGGAACCAGUCGCUGUUCUCGAGGCUCUCUGUGACCAACACCGAGCUUCAGAGAAUGACGUGGAUUGAGAGCACUCGAGUGUGGACCAAAUUCUGGUACGCUCCAAAAGACCAAUGCGAUUACUACAAACAGUGCGGUCCGUUCGGCGUGUGCGAUGCGAACGCGUCGCCGGUUUGCGUGUGUAUGAGAGGGUUCAGGCCGAGGAACUUGCAGGCGUGGAAUCUGAGAGACGGGUCUGAUGGGUGCGUGAGAAACACACAGCUGGACUGCGAGGGAGACAAGUUCUUGGAGAUGAAGAACGUGAAGCUGCCGGACACAACCUCGGUUUUUGCCAAUAGGAGCAUGAACAUUGUGGAAUGUGGGGAUUUGUGUCUCAGGAAUUGUAACUGUACCGCGUAUGCUAACAUAGAGAUCACCAAUGGCGGAACUGGGUGCGUGAUGUGGAGCGACGAACUCAUUGACAUCAGGCAAUAUCCUCACGGUGGACAGACUCUGUAUGUCAGAUUAGCAGCUUCUGAUGUAGGAUCUGCUAAUGGUUCUCACAAGACAAAAGAUGUCGUCAAGGUUGCUGGAAUUACAGUUGCUGCGGCUAUUAUACUUUUGGGAUUGGCUCUCUUUUUCUUAUACAAGAAAAAGAAAUUGCGACGCCUAAUCAAAGUGAAAACAGAAUACAGAGGAUCCUUAGAGAGAAGCCAGGAUAUGCUAAUUACUGAGGGAGUGAUUUCAAGUAACAGAGAGAACUCGUCAGAAAGUAGCAAGAUGGAAGACCUGGAGCUGCCAUUAUUUGAUUUUAAUACUAUAAGAAUGGCUACAAACAACUUCUCUGACUCAAAUAAACUUGGACAAGGUGGUUUUGGUACUGUUUACAGGGGUAGGCUUGUGGAAGGACAAGAAAUUGCUGUGAAGAGGUUGUCAAAAAGUUCUGUGCAAGGAAUUGAAGAAUUCAAGAAUGAGGUCAUGUUAAUAGUUAGGCUUCAGCACCGAAAUCUUGUUCGGCUGUUUGGUUGUUGCAUUGAGAUGGAAGAGAAGAUGCUGAUUUAUGAAUACUUGGAAAACAGAAGCCUUGAUUCCAUUUUGUUUGACAAAGCAAAAAGAUCUUUGUUGGACUGGCAAACGCGAUUCAACAUUAUAUGUGGAACAGCUAGAGGACUUCUUUAUCUACAUCAAGAUUCUAGGUUUAAGAUCAUUCAUAGGGAUCUCAAGGCAAGCAAUGUUCUGCUUGACAGAGAAAUGAAUCCAAAGAUAUCAGAUUUUGGGAUGGCUAGAAUUUUUACUACCGACCAAACAGAAGCAAAUACAUUAAGAAUUGUUGGGACAUAUGGUUACAUGUCUCCUGAAUAUGCUAUGGAUGGAAUCUUCUCAGUAAAAUCAGAUGUUUUUAGUUUUGGGGUAUUGGUGUUAGAAAUCAUUAGUGGCACAAAGAACAGAGGGUUCUACUACUCAAACAAGGAGCUAAAUCUUCUUGGACAUGCUUGGAUGCUGUGGAUGGACGGAAAUGCUUUGGAACUGGUAGAUUCAUCCAUUGGUGACUCAUAUGUGGAAUCUGAGGUUCUUAGAUGCAUACAAGUUGGACUCUUGUGUGUCCAAGAGCGUGCAGAAGAUAGGCCAACAAUGUCUUCAGUAGUUUUGAUGUUGAGUAGUGAAACUGCAACAAUGCCACAGCCCAAAAGCCCGGGAUUUGCGCUUGGAAGGAAUCCUGUGGAAACUGAUUCUUCUACAAGCAAGAUAGAUGAAUCAUGCACUGUGAACCAAGUUACAGUCACAAUGCUAAAUGCGAGGUAGUAGAAGUAUCUUUUGGCAUAUCUGUACAUUCCCAAAAAGUUUCAAAAAAUUGUCUCUUUGUUCCUUUUUCUGAUAUAGCUGCGGAAACUGUAAGAUCCAUGUCGAUCUUGUUUUGGUGCAACAUUGAAGAGAUACAUUCAUUAAAGUUUACUGCU